ACGGAAACGGUCCGCACGAGCUUGUGUGACACCCGAUUCAAGUCGCGAUUCGGCCUCAAGGAUAGGAAGGUUAACUCGCUGCUGCUAAGCGCUCCGAGCGGGCGGCACGGUGUUUAGAGGCUCCCCGUGACGCAGGGAGCUCGUGUGGCGCGUGCUCCGCAGCGUAUGUGUGGUGUGUGUUUGGGUACGUGAGCGUUGCGAGUGAUGUACGGGGCCACUGACGUCGCCAGCGCCCGUCUCUUCCCUCCGUCCCCAGUGCCAAAUGUUUUGCAAUGUGAAAGUAUGGAAUUGUGCCACGCGUGACCUUUCCCAAAGAUGUUCCUGAGGUUGUGAUUAACGUCGCUCGGAUAGCAAAUGUGCUCCUCUUUUCGUAUGCAUGCUCGUGGAUACUCCGCGGUGUGGUCUACCGCGGGCGCGUGGUCUGCAGGAUGGUGUGAAACGGUGAAGCAUUUGAUUAAUAUGUACAUACUGAUGGUGCAAUCACAGGUCUUGGACAUGCAGAUGGUUAACGAAAUCAUAUCCAUUUUGGAGAAAUUCAAUAUUACGAAGGAGCUGUUGGAGACCACCCGACUGGGUAAGCAUGUGAACGAGCUACGCAGGAAGACCACAGACCCGACGCUGGCUCGCCGCGCCAAGGUGCUGGUGAAGCGAUGGCGCGACCUCGUCAUCCCCGCCGUCGCAUCGCCCGCGCACUCUGGUUCGAACCGGUCGUCAGCAGAGAGGCAGGUGCGUCGGCUGGGCGGCACACCGCUCACUUCGCCGGCGUUAUCGCGGCAAGUCGUGAGUCCCGCACUGUCCAUCCCCCGGCCGCCGUCUAGACCAACAUGGGGCGGUUAUGAGUCAGACUCACAGGACGUUAUCCUGGUGGAUGACGACCCCCCUCCGCCCGCGCCGCCGCCCCUCGCGCCGCCCACCAUGCUCGCGCACAAGCCCAUCACCCCGCCGGUGAAGCGGCCGCCCUCCCCCGAGCCUCUUUACGACGAGAAAAAGGCGAAGAGAGAUAAGAAACCUAAGAAGAAAAGGGGUCACAGUCGCGCGGGGUCCGGCACGGAGGCGCCGGCGGCGGGCGAGGCUGAGCACGCUCCCGCUCCCGCGCUCGCGCCCGCUCCGCUCGCGGCGGGCGCGCACGCGUGGGGCGGUCGCAACGGCUCGGCGCCCGAGCGGCGGCGGAACGGAAUGCGGCCCGACCCUUAUGCCGCGCUUGUUAAUAGGCUACCGCCCGCUGGCGCUAAAAAGGUGAAAACAACGAAGGAACUGCUGGAACAGAUCCAAUCGCGUGGUAAGGCGCCCUCGCGCCCUGCGUCCCCCGCGUCGCCUUCCUCGCCCGACGUCAUGCUCAUAGAGGAUGGAUGCCCCAUCAGUGUGGGGUCGCCGCUGCGUAACGGUGGCACUGAAGCUAAACAUGAGCCUGAGCCCAAGCCCGAACCCAUCAUCCUACCUCCACUAGAGGAUGAGAGGGAGUGGGCGGACUGCACCUGCGGAGAAGAGGUCUCCGACAGUUGUCCCGCUGCGGUGAGGACUGCGCUGAGGCCUCUCCACGUGCGGGCCUUGCACAACGCCUUGCUCCCGGGCCUCAACGGGACUCGCGCCCCCGCGGAGCCCCACAAAUUCGCCGUGAGGUCCCUCAAACUGCCGGACCAACCGGACCUGUUCGCCAGCGUCGUACCUCUGUACAACUAUUCCGACUACGCUGACGACUAUUGCGCGAAGAACAUGGCUCGGGUGCCUCUGUGUACAAACAUCCCCUGGAGCAGCUUCGCCCCCUCGCCCCCUUCGCCGCCCCCACCUAAAUCUCCACCCCCUCUGAGGCCCUACCCGUCCCCGGCUCGCGAAAGUGAUACAAAUGUCGAUAUAAAGUUAGAUAGCACAGAAGAAGCGCCCGAAGCGAAAGUGAAAGAGAAAGUGGAAUGCGAGAAGCAAAUGCCGACAGUCGUAGCGGAAAUGGUCGGCGUGCCUAGUUUAGAACCGAGCGAGAGACUGAAAGCACCUUUACUGUCUGCAGAAGACGAAAAGCAGUUCAAUUCGGAACGGCGAGUGGUUGUUAAAGUUGAGAAGCAGUUUGUGUGUGAAUCGCCCGAACAUCGGACAGUGGAACGGACGAAAGAGGACUUGGACGGUCGGAUGCUGUAUGCUUUGUGCGAGACAGCGUUGAGGACCGUCCCUUAUAACUACGAGCAAGCUGCCUCCGCUCCCAUUGUGACCUUGCCGGCUCUACCCGAGGUGCCAGAGGUCGGUUGUGACCCUUCUACAGAAGUGGAAGCCAGCGAGACUCUGGAGAAGGCUUUGGAGGAAGCUGCUGAAACGACUGAAAGGGAUGAGUUUGGGAGACCCGUUCGUCCCACUCGCUUUGCUGAGUGGCAUGAAUGCGCUCGCCUCGGGGAGCUGAUCGCGUUACCCUACGUCGUUAUAGAUUAACGCGUUGUGCCAAAUAUCGUUAUGUGCCGCCUUACGGUGCCUGUGACUAACUCAAAAAUAGACGAAAUUAUAAAUCAUGGUAGAUUCCAAUCACACAAUAUAUUUUUAUUUGAACUUUAAUUCUUCGCCUAAAAACAUCAACACAAUAUAUUUUGUAUGUAUUUUUUGUGGCGAAGAAUUAAAGUUUAUUUAUCAACUUGUGUGGAAUUGCUUGUUGCUAGUGAUCCUAGCUUGAUGCAGUUUAUAAUCCGAAUUAACUUUUGUACUAUUUAUUGAAUACAGUAUUAUGUGCUUAAUAUAUAAAACAAAAUAAUCCAUUAAAAAGAUAAUUAGUCACAAAACACAUAUUAAAUCAGAAAGAAAUUGACACAAUAGCUCUUCACUUUUAUCCGAUUAGUAUAUCCAUUAAGAAUUCUCAUACAAAUAGACAGCUUCAGUAUCAUACUUAAAUUCACCAACAAAAUUUAUUGUCGUUUUUUGAGUGGGAUUAGGUAAACUCUCACAUCAAUAAUAUUUACCACCUAUAAAUUUAUCCUGUGUCCUUACACUACACACAAAAAUAAAUCUAAAUUGUAAUAGCCACAUGUGUAAUUUUAACACAUUUGAUCAUGAUCAUAUGUGACAGGGGUAACCUGUAGCAAUGCAGGUCCUAUAGAAGGUAAUUGGUCUGAGACUCCAGUGACAAUUUCUUUCCGUAUUGAUAUGAUUUAUGACCUUAAGAAAUAAAUUUAUAACCUAGAAAUGUUCACAAACUAUUGAGAUAAUGUCACAGGCACCAUAAGUAGUGGGAGUGUCAGUCAAGCAGUGUUGUUGUGUGCCUGACCAAAGCAUCCAAUGUCUCAGUGUAGUGUCAAGUGUCCUUACGUUAGAUAUAAGUGACUGUGCGAGUGAUGAUGAGUUUUGUGCAGUUAAACCGGGCUGAAUCCUGAACACCCUGUACUUAGCUGAUAUGGGUAAGUGAUCCCUAUAUCUACCAGGGAAUUAAUUGGAUUUUUUCAUAUCGGUUCCAAUUUCACAUGAGUACCUAUUUCUUUGACAAUCAAAUAUUUCCAUUGUAAGAUUACAUGUUUUUUUUUAAAUGGUUUUUUUUUGGAACUGUUGAAACUGCAUGAGUAGAAUUUAUAGUUGUAAAAUUAAAAUCUUGAAUUAAUUUUGUCUGACUUAAUUUCUUUUGUCAUGUGAUUUUGCAAUUGAUGUGAAAUUAUUUUAUUGGCAGCCAUUUUCAAUACAAACCUGUAAAAUUUCAGUAAUAGCCAUCAAUAUUUUGUCAAUAAUACUAUUCAGAUAUCCAAAAUCGUGAUUUUCCAAUUGUGUAUUUGAUAGUAUGGGUUUAAUUUGGAUAAAUUUAACAAUUUUAACCUUGAUAAUACCAAAGUCCUGAGCGUCAAUGGACCCUGCUUGAUGUUGUCAGAUUAUGUAGAGGGUAGUCAACCCCCACUAAAGCUUCAUUUGUGCAAGAGAUUUAACAGACAUUAAAAAAAACAUACAAAUGACAUGUAAAAUAUGUUCAAAGAUGUUAUUAAUAAUGACUAGGACUAACAGCUUAUUGUGCUAUUCGAGGCACCAAACGCUGGGUUGAGAAUUCUUACUAAGAUUUUUUAGAACAAAAAAUAUUUAAUAUUUCAUAGCUGCUACUAUCAGAUACAUCAAUGCUUACGAGCAGAUCGACGAUUAUAAAAAAGCAAAAAAAUUAAAUCAUAGUGUACCUUAUACUUAACCAAAGACUUUGUGAUCCGAGGCCAAUGACGCAGUUAAUGUAUAGACAGGUUAUUGAAAAUGGCUGCUAGUAAUAAUUGUACCCAUCAGACUAAGUAGGUUCCCGUAAGUUGUGAUAUAUCGUCCGCGCACCUGCCCGGAGUCUCUCCGAGUAAUCUCUAGAGUGUAGACUGUUCGACUGUUCGUAUCGAGUUAUCUUGUUACCCAAUGUGAUUUAUGAGAAAAUGAAAAAAAUUAGGUAAUUAAAUAAUAUUAAUAAUAGGAGUUCCAAUUGUAUAUUAUACAUAUAUAUAUUGCUAUAUCGAGUCAAAUAUCAGAAUAUAAUUUAUAGUGUUGCGAUUAUGUGCUAAUAAGUUUUUUCAAUUUGACCAAAAUCGUUGUGGAAAAAAAAAAUUAAACGAAUUUGUUCAUUUGAAAACUUCAGGAUUUUGUACGAAAUUGUUUUUUUAAAUAAAACUGAUUGUUAAUUUUUGACUAAUUCUUACAAAUCAAACUGAAAUAUUUAUAAAAUGUCUAAUCUGCCAUUUUUAAUUGUAAUGAAUUAAAACUAUUAUAAAUCGAUUCAAUUAUACAUAUUAUAUAAUCAUUUUCUUGUGCGAUAAAAAUCAUUAUAUGUUCAAAUCCAUAGUGAAUGAAAACUUAUGUUGAAAGAAUUUCGUACAAAUCUUGCAAUGUCGUCCUCGUAAGUGAAAAUGUUUAAGACAAUUUGAUAAAUUAUUUUCAAUACAUUGAGAGUGAUUUUUAGAUGAAAUAAAAAAAAGUAUCUAAUAUAAACCCGUUGGAGGUCCCCACGAAUUGUGUUGUUUGUUUUGUCGUUUGUUUGUUUUUAUUCACUGAUUGAAGGAAAAACAUAGACAUGUUAUAGACCUCGUGAAAAUUAAAUAUAGCAUAAUAUUUUACAUUUUAUUUUAAAUUUUUUACUGAUGAUUGGUGAUACUGAGUGGACUAGUAAAUAAGAAAUUUUUUGAUUGAAUUUUAUUGUAUUGACAAGUUACCAUUUUUUAUUUUUAUUUUCCCAUACUUUCGCAGUUCAAAAGCGCAAUAACUCAUAUAAUUUAAUUUUCGAAUUCGGCGUCUCGAAUUUUUUGCUGGGCAUAUGAGCUGUCUAUGAUUUUCGUUUAGUCUGUGUGGUUGGUUUGGUUAACUUGUGGUUAAGUUUGUCGCGCGGGACCUCUGACGGUCGAGGCCCGGUUUAGUGGAUCUGACCAGGUCCCAUGUGCCAGAAUGAUUGUGCCAGAAUGCAGUUUUUUUUUUUUAAUUUGAAAUCUAAAUCAUGUAAACACUAAGAGAUAUGGCAAGGCUCAGAUGGUAAUGGUGUGUUUCACCACUUUCUUUUGUUACUAUUUCAUGAGAUAUUGGUGUUUUUCACCAUAUUCUCUUGUUACUAUUUCAUGAGACAUUGCGUUUCGUUGCUUAAUUGAUACGUGGAGAUGAGUAGAGUUCUAUAGUAAACAAGCAAUGUAUAAGUUACUAUAGUCUGGCGGAACUACAUGAGUAUCUCGACAUAAAAACAGUAAAGGAAGAGGUUGAACUCAGAUCAAUGUGCUAUAAAAAACGCAUUAACACCCAUGAAAACCAACUUGCUACUGCCCUCAGUCAUCCAAUAGAUGUUAGAAGGCUAAAGCGCGCCUACAUAUGGGAUCUCCUGUAAAAAAAAAUCAAAAUAAUAAGAAUGUACAAAUGUACUAAUGAAAUACAAAAAUUAACAAAUAAAAUAAAUUAGCAUGGCCUUCAAUGGAAGGUCAGCUACACAUGCCAUGUAGUACCCACAAGCAAUUUGCUUAAAGCUGUUGCAGCUGAUUGCACAAUAGUAAUGAAUUUAAAAAAGAAAAAACUAUAGUCUGGCAAGUUCGUUGAUGACACAUCCAUGAUAUGCGGGCGACGGGGAGAAAGACUGCGUGAGUGUGAAAUCGAGCACGCCCCCCCAGCCCGUGCGUACCAUCCGGAGUGUUACAAUCGAAGUUGCCAAGCUAUUAGUGCACCCAUCUGAUAGAAAGAAAGAAAAAUGUGUUUAUUUCGAAAUUAUGCCAUUGAGCUAUUUUUUUAUUAAUUUACUGUUUGUAAUAAGAAUUAAAUUGUUAAAUAAUUCAAAGGUGUCAAUGGAGUUAGUGUCUUUUUCUUCCUAUCUGUCUGUCUGUCACAGGGCAUGCAGCGAAAUAGUUACAAUUUCUUGACAUGUGAUACCUUUGCCAUUUCUCUUGUCUGUGUUCUGUGUUAAAAGUUCCAAUCUGAGGAUUUAUAAUAUGUGGACAUAUUUAAAUAAGUUUAUUUUAUAACUCCGUUUAGAAAUUCGAUACAUAAUUUUUUAUGAAAUAAUUAUGUACAUUUUAUAAACUAAAAAAAAAUAAUAGCCUUAGUGUUUAUUAUAAUGUUAAUUUAUUGCCAACAUACAUGUUUAGUUUUACUAUUUUGUUUCCUAUUUCUGUUAUUUUUUUUUAAUUGUUUUAACGACAUCUUUAUGGUGUCAGGUACAGCAUGUUUUAAGUUUGGAAUCUUAUUCUGAUGUUAAUGAGCUAGGUAAUCCUAAAUUUCAAUAUUUAAUGAUGUUCUGAAUAAUGGUCUAGAAGGAAUCUAUGAAGGCCAUUCAUCAUUAUAAUAUACAAGAUGGAAGUUUUAAAGCCCAAUUGCAAAAGCAAGCAAUUAUGGCGUUUGGUUCAUAGUAACGAUAUCUUGGUUUACCACGAAACUAAGUGUAUGAUGGUGACUAAGUAUAUUAUUCCUCAUAUUAUCCCAGAAGAAGUGUAAAAGGAGAUGGUCCAUUUCAGGUCCACUACCCCGUAUCAUUUGAAUUUAAAAAAAAAAUACAAAGAUUUUAUUAAAAUCUAAAUAAAUAAAUAAAUCUAACAACAACAAUAAUAAAAAGAAAUAAAAAAAUUAAAACCCAAGUUUUCGAGAUAUAUCAAGAUGGCGCCCUUUUAGCAACUAUGACAUGACAGUUGACAGCAUACGUCAAAUCGACUACUGCAUUGAAAACGUCAUCUAUCCGCCAUUAUUACCCAUAUUAGUGUUGCAUUUCUUGGGCGACAGUGAAUAUUAUUUCGAAAGAAUUAAAGUAAAUUCGUAGAUUUGUAUAAUCAAAAAUAGUUGAAAAAAAUAAUUUCCGCCAGGUUACAAUGACUGAUCCCCUGGGCUCCAUACUAUUUUAGACCAUCUCCUUUUCGCUUGAGAUUUUAAGCUAAUCUUUUUACCAUGGUCCGAUUUCCAUGGUUGCCCACCAAACUUCCCUACCCUGACUACAUUAUAUAUACAAUACCUUUUAAAAAUGACAUCUCGCUCUGAAAACUGAAAAUAUGAAGUUCUUGAUAUUUUUUUAUGUAAAUAAACUUUGUUGACUAUUAUGUUAAUUCUUGUGUCUCCAAACAUAAAAUUAGUCAUUCUUUUAUAAAUCGCAAACAGUCGUUAAUUUUCAAAAAAAUGAAUCCAAUCAUACAGACCAAAGGCUUAUUAUAAUCUUGAGGACCAAUUAAAAAAAUUUGUAAGAAAAGAAAUAAAUAUUAAAAUUAUCUCAAAGUGUACUUUUUACUUAUUAUUACUUACCAACUGUUUCAUAUUCUUGUUUACUUUGUCAUUAAAUUGUUUCUAGGUGAAAUUAUGUAAAUACGUUUUUUGUUACUUAGGCCUCUUUGCUCAGGAUGUAAAAAUAAAGCACUUAAAACAUUA
Bicyclus anynana (squinting bush brown) is the source of this 7791-nucleotide messenger RNA. Its product is annotated as serine/arginine repetitive matrix protein 1. Gene Ontology annotation, molecular function: transcription coregulator activity. Lineage: Eukaryota; Metazoa; Arthropoda; Insecta; Lepidoptera; Nymphalidae. Gene Ontology annotation, biological process: regulation of transcription by RNA polymerase II; positive regulation of gene expression. The transcript is spliced from 10 exons. The record is from RefSeq and is a predicted model, not a curated record. Bases 355 to 2415 code for a protein of 686 amino acids. Gene Ontology annotation, cellular component: nucleus; mediator complex; core mediator complex.